Jaculus jaculus (lesser Egyptian jerboa) is the source of this 876-nucleotide messenger RNA. RefSeq names its product centrin 3 (gene Cetn3). Gene Ontology annotation, cellular component: microtubule organizing center. Lineage: Eukaryota; Metazoa; Chordata; Mammalia; Rodentia; Dipodidae. The transcript is spliced from 5 exons. The record is from RefSeq and is a predicted model, not a curated record. Gene Ontology annotation, molecular function: calcium ion binding; microtubule binding. Gene Ontology annotation, biological process: spindle pole body duplication. The coding region runs from base 129 to 632 and encodes 167 amino acids.
AUGCCUGGUGGGCGGUGCCGAGGCCCGGGCCGGUCGUUGGUGCGUGUUCGUGGGUUUGUGGAAGCCGUACUGUGCUGUCUUGAGGUGUCAAGUCGUGGUGGCGAGGAACGACUGUGCCGGUGGAGAAGAUGAGUUUAGCUCUGAGGAGUGAGCUUGUCGUAGACAAAACAAAGAGGAAAAAAAGAAGAGAGCUCUCUGAAGAACAGAAACAAGAAAUUAAAGAUGCUUUUGAGCUGUUUGAUACAGACAAAGAUGAAGCUAUAGAUUAUCAUGAAUUAAAGGUGGCAAUGAGAGCCUUGGGGUUUGAUGUAAAAAAAGCUGAUGUACUGAAGAUUCUUAAAGAUUAUGACAGAGAAGCCACAGGCAAAAUCACCUUUGAAGAUUUUAAUGAAGUUGUGACAGAUUGGAUAUUGGAAAGAGAUCCACAUGAAGAAAUAUUGAAGGCAUUUAAGCUAUUUGAUGAUGAUGAUUCAGGUAAAAUAAGCUUGAGGAAUUUGCGACGUGUUGCCAGAGAAUUGGGUGAAAACAUGAGUGAUGAAGAACUUCGAGCUAUGAUAGAAGAAUUUGAUAAAGACGGUGACGGAGAAAUAAAUCAAGAGGAAUUCAUUGCCAUCAUGACUGGUGACAUAUAACACAUGACAAGGACAAGCACCGCCGUGUUGCAGCCUCUGUCUCACACAGUUCUCAUGCCUGGAGCUGCGAUAGAAAGGAAGCCAACGUAGCUGUCGCUGUGCAGGGCCGCGCCGCCCCCUGUGCGCCUGCGCUCGGGAUGCUCUGCGGUGGUGCGUGGCAGUGUGGCUAGUGCGCACGCGGCUCAGCUUUGCAGCUUUGAUAUAAAAUUCUGAAAAAUAAAGCCCUGUGGUGUAUAUUCUUUAA